GCAGCAAACAAACUCUGUGUCAAACUGCUCGCUACGUCUUUGCCAGUCCGGGAAGCGUUCUAAGUGUUUAUGAGCACUGUGUGGAACGAAACUAAAACCCUAUUCUGAGUGUAAUAUGUGUGAGGACGGCGUCGUGGUCGGGGUCCGCAUCACUGAACAAAUCCACAAUGAUAACUCCAAUGUUUGACCUGAGCCAGGAUCCAGCGUACCUGAUCCUCUCCAUCCGGGUUCCCUACACCAGAACAUCAGAGUUUGACCUCUUUAUAGACGGAACAGAUGUCAAAUUCUACGCCAAACCUUACUUUCUGAGGUUAACACUUCCGGGAAGAGUAGUCGAAGAUGGAAGAGAAAAGGCCACAUUUGACAUUGAUAAAGGUCUCUUUACUGUGCAGAUCCCCAAAGAAACAUCUGGAGAGUACUUUGAAGGCCUCCAGAUGUUGACGAGUCUCCUUGCUCCCAAGGGUUCCCGCUCAGCAAAGCCUCUUUUAGAGGACAUCAGUCCAGAUUGCGGUGAAAGUGUGGAAUCUAAUGAAGGGGAAGAUGAAGAAGACUUUGACUGGCAGGUUGAGCAGGAGGUUUACAAAGAGAGAUCUGAAGAGGAGCUAAGAAGCAUGCAGAAAUAUGGCUUUGGCAAUCAGAGGUCUGGAGUGUUUGCUAGGUUACAGGAAGAACUCAGCGAUGUGAUCGAUGUCAAGGACCCAGAUGGAACCACAUUAGCCAAGAGGAGGCAAGAGCGCCUCAAUGCAGAGGCCUCUGCCUUCUCUCCCGAUCACUACCUAGCAGAUCUUUUUGAAGAUGAUGAGAUAAAGAGACUGCUGAAAUUCAGACCAUGGUGGACAAAAUGUCGUCCUUCACCUGAGCAUGAAGGAGAGACUGCCUUAUUGUUCAGUGACGAUGAGAAAGAGCAGAUGAGAAAAUUCACCAACCGAUCCUACUUGCUCGACAAGACUUCACGUUACCAAGUCUGGCUUAGCCUAGUGGACAUCCUAUUGGCUUACGCCUAUGAAGUACGCUCCACGGAGGGAGACUACAACGUGGAGUCUCCGUGGGCUAUCAGAAAACUCAGCGGCACGCUAUGUUGGCUGGAGACGUACAGCUCCUUACAAGAAGUCCUGGUGUCAUUUGGAAGAAGGGUUUUAUGCUAUCCACUCUACCGGCACUUCGACAUGGUGGCGGCUGCCAUUUAUGACACAGCUGGAAUACUGCAGUCAGGGAAAGCCUGCGUCCUCAAAUGCCUGCUUGAUAUUCACAAAGUCUUCAGAAAGAACGACCCUUCUUACAUACUUAACGAUCUGUAUAUUACAGACUACUGCAUCUGGAUCCAGAGGAUCAAGUCUAAAAAGUUGUCAGCGCUGGCAGCGACGCUACAAAAAGCCUCCCUCCAGAAAAAAGACUUAGAGCUGGAGCUGGAGGAGCUGGAAGAGGCAGCCUCAAUGGUUGCCGAGGAGGAAGGAAGCUCCAAGAGUGAUUCAGGGAGCGUUUGCAGUGACAGCAACUCCUCCCAAGAAGACGAGGAGUGUGCGACCCCGGCCGGCGGGGGAGGAGAGUCAUCUAAGGACAGCCCCCCUCUGCAAUCCUCCUCCCCCGCCCGCAGCGCCAUCCCUCAGCAGAGCGUCACGCUCCCGUCAGCGGACGCUUUCCCACCCGCCUCAAAACGCACCGGACCACUCAUCCAGGAGCUCGGGGAGCUGAGAAUCACUCAAGACACACGCAGCAGUCCUGAAGAGGAGAAGAAGCUUUCACAGGCGAAGACGAGCGCAGCAGCAGGAGGGACUUUAUUAGAGCCGAGUCAGCAGAAUAACGCUCUGCUCAUCAUUAAAACACAGGAAGAUUCCUCCCCUGAUGGGCUUUUUCAAAUGUAACCUGGAUGUAAACCCUAAAAUAUUUCAUCUUGUACUUGUAAGUACUUUAUUCAUAUUUCAUACAUCUUUUUUUUCCCUUCCUUUAGCAUCAUUUUGUUCCAGAAGGUCAACUCAAAUAAAGAGUGAAUCGGAAAAACAAUUAAUUUGUUCUAGACAUCUGAAAAUAUAAAUCCAAAGUGCAUUUCUUUUAAGAUAAUUGUAGUUUUACAUGCAGAAAAUACAAAUAAAGGACAAUAGAAAUGGAUAAAAGAGCAUUUAGCAUCAAUGUUACCUUUACUGUUCUAAAGCUUUUGUAUUAAAAUUGUAUACAAAUGUAAUUAUUAGCGGUGUGGGAUCAAAUCUAAUACGAAUCGAAUAUGUUAUGUGAUUCAGAAUCGAUUCUCGUUUUUUUUUUUAAUCAAUAUUUAGUUUUAUUAUUAUUAUUAUUAUUUUAGAAUCAAUCCAACAAAACAAUACACAGCAAUACCAUAACAAUGCAAUCGAAUUCCAAAACCGAACCUGACCCAGCAACACUCAGAACUGCAAUAAACAGAGCAAUUGAGCGGAGACACAAACCAAAAGUAGUGAAACAAAAAUGAAUAUUACCAACAACAGUAUCAAUAUUAGUUAUAAUUUCAGCAUAGCAGUGAUUAAAAAUCCCUCAUUGGGGGCGGUAUAGCUCAGUUGGUAGAGUGGCCGUGCCAGCAACUUGAGGGUUGCAGGUUCGAUCCCCACUUCUGCCAUCCUAGUCACUGCCGUUGUGUCCUUGGGCAAGACACUUUACCCACCUGCUCCCAGUGCCACCCACACUGGUUUAAAUGUAAAAAUUAGAUAUUGGGUUUCACUAUGUAAAGCGCUUUGAGUCACUAGAGAAAAAGCGCUAUAUAAAAUAUAAUUCAAUUCACUUCAUUGACAUUAUCAUUAGACACUUGUAAACAAAAAAUUUAAAAAGAACAAUAUUGUCACAGUGGCUUACACUUGCAUCGCAUCUCAUAAGCUUGACAACACUUUUUUCACAAAAAUACAAUAAGUCAUAUUUUUGGUUCGUUUAAUAGUUAAAACAAAUGUACAUUAUUGCAAUCAGUUGAUAAAACAUUGUCCUUUACAAUUAUAAAAGCUUUUUACAAAAAUCUACUACUCUGCUAGCAUGUCAGCAGACUGGGGUAGAUCCUGCUCAAAUCCUAUGUAUUGAAUGAAUACAGAAUCCUUUUGAAUCGGAAAAAUAACGUUUUUGAAUCGAGAAUCGCGUUAAAUCGAAAAAAUCGAUAUAUUAUCAAAUCGUGACCCCCAAGAAUCGAUAUUGAAUCGAAUCGCGGGACACCCCAAGAUUCGCAGCCCUAGUAAUCCUGGUGAGAAUGUUCAGCUAAAAGUGGGAAGUAUGAAAGAUGAGCUACUACUUUAUGUUUGAGAUAUUUACCAAACUUUCCAGUGACAAGUUCUUUUCCUGACAUGUUUGAUGUUGUGUGCAAAUACUGUUAGAGAGUCUGUAAGCUCUUGUAUUUACUUGAAAUAAAUUGUUACCAAAUAUG
Nerophis ophidion (straightnose pipefish) is the source of this 3370-nucleotide messenger RNA. RefSeq names its product SHQ1, H/ACA ribonucleoprotein assembly factor (gene shq1). Gene Ontology annotation, biological process: box H/ACA snoRNP assembly. The record is from RefSeq and is a predicted model, not a curated record. The transcript is spliced from 12 exons. Bases 168 to 1862 code for a protein of 564 amino acids. NCBI's taxonomy places the organism in Eukaryota, Metazoa, Chordata, Actinopteri, Syngnathiformes, Syngnathidae. Gene Ontology annotation, cellular component: cytoplasm; nucleoplasm.